GGUCGCUUUCCCCGUUUUCAAAAUUCAAAAUUCAAAAAAACCCAAAUUCUAGUUGUUUAUACUCGCGUCGGAUUAUUAUUAUUAUUAAUUUUUUUUUUUUUUUUAACCGCGUGUCCGCCGCCAUCCGGUAGUCGUCGUUUUCGGGUUUUAAGUUUCGGAAAUUUUUAUUAUUAUUAUUAUUUUUUUUUUUCAAACUAUUUAAAAAAUAAUUUUUUAAUUCGCACCUCCCCGUCCCCCGGCCGCCCGCCCCCGUUCCCGCCUGUGAAUGGAACGCGCGCCUCGCGACGAUGGCACAGCUCUGGGAUAAAACGCAAAAACAGUGGAUUAAGAAUUUCUGGCUGAACCUGAAGAGUUCCAGCGCCAAAGAAGACAAGGACAGCGUAUUGGGGCAUGUGUCAGAAAUGGUGGAGCUCAUCAAUGGAGAAAUGCCGAUAUUGAGCGCCACCGGCGGAUCGGCAGACUUGGCUCGCGUAGGCAUCGACUGUACCAUCAGCCCGUUGAAACCGUCGACUUCCACGUCGGCGGCGUCGUCGUCGUCGUCGGCUGCGCAACAACAGCAGGCGGCCGCCGGGUCCGAACGGCCGUGCGUCGACGGUGGCGGCGGCGGCAACGCGGCGUCGGUAAAGCGCGUCGUGUGCAGUCCCGACUUGCCCGUGUUCACCAUCACGCCCGUGGUCGAGGAAGCGGUGAUCGACUCGUCGACAGGAGGAGUAGGAGGAGGUACCGCCGGCGGCAUGGUGACGGCGUCCGCGACGUCGGCGGCCGACAAGUCCGCGGCGGCGGCGGCGGCGGUGGUGGCGUCGUUGCAGUGCAACGUGUGCCACAAGGUAUUCGUGCAGAAGACCGCGUUCCAGAACCACCUGCGAUCUCACGUCAAAGACGCGGCCGUCGAGGGCCCGUUCCAGUGCAACUAUUGCAGCAAGUCGUUCUCGGUGCCGGCCCGGCUCACCCGGCACUACCGCACGCACACCGGCGAAAAACCGUAUAAGUGCGAGUACUGCGACAAACCGUUUUCGGUCAAGGAGAACCUGAGCGUGCACCGGCGCAUCCACACCAAGGAGCGGCCGUACAAGUGCGACGUGUGCGACCGCGCGUUCGAGCACAGCGGCAAGCUGCACCGGCACAUGCGGAUACACACGGGCGAACGGCCGCACAAGUGCACGUUCUGCGACAAGACGUUCAUACAGAGCGGUCAGCUGGUCAUACACAUCCGCACGCACACCGGCGAAAAACCGUACGUGUGCAAGACGUGCGACAAGGGGUUCACGUGUUCCAAACAGCUCAAGGUGCACACGCGCACGCACACCGGCGAAAAACCGUACUCGUGCGACAUAUGCGGCAAGUCGUUCGGCUACAACCACGUGCUCAAGCUGCAUCAGGUGUCGCACUACGGCGAAAAGGUGUACAAGUGCACCAUAUGCAACGACACGUUCACGUCCAAGAAGACCCUGGAGAACCACAUCAAGAGCCAUUCGGAAAACGGUGCCAACCAAACGGCCGCCGUCAGCCCAAACACGUUGCGCGCCGGUUCGGACGCGGGCGAGACGUCGUCGUCGUCGUACGGCGGCAGCGACAAGGAGAACAAGCUGUCGCUGCUGGACGACAUCGACGGUGGCCGCCUGCUGUUGUCUCCGCCGGCCGCCGCGGCCUCCGCGACAUCUCCCGCGGCCGCCGCCGCGGGUACCGCCGCGUCCAUCGCCGUCACCGAACUCGAGAACGCCCGUGCGUCGUCAGCGGCUUCGCCGUCGUCCGCCGCCGCCGCCACCGCCGCUUACGACGACCGCCGGCCGGACCAGCGGCGCCGCGGCAACGACGUGGACACCGAACUGACCAAGCUGUGCCAGUACCUGUACCCGCGGUUGCCCGGUCCCAACGGGGCGUACAACGCGACCACCGUGACGACGGCCAACGCGAACGCGGCAAACCUCAACGCCGCCGCCGCCGUCCAGUACGGUUACGACGACGGACAGGCCGAUUACUGCGACCAGCCGAGCCCGGCCAGCAGCUCGUGCUCGAUGACGCUCACCAUGGACGAGUCGUCGCCGCCCUCGUCGUUGCCGUCGCCGCCGCCCGCCGCACCCAUCCACGGCGUCCACCAACUGCCGCCCGUCGUCGUCCAACACCCGCACUACGUUUACUUGUCCGCCGACCACCAUCACCACCACCACCACGUGCCAUCGGUGGUGGCCGUGGCGGCCGACGACCGCGGACACCUGAGCCUGCCGCCGCGCAAACGUUCCAAGAUGAUACUGAAGUCGAUGGAGACAGCCAAGAAGGAGGCCCAGUGCAGAUACAGUUCGGUCAUACAUUACGCCAACAAAACUACAAUGUAAUACCUCAUUUUGACUUUUUUUUUUUUUUGUUUUUACUUUUAUUUCGAUAUCUUUACCCAUCUUAAGUAGUCAAAGUACGAUAUUAUUAUUAUUAUUACCAUGUAAUAAUAGUAUUUUUUAAUUAUUUAUUUGUUAGCGAUUAAAACAAAAAAAACAUUCUUUUUUUUUUAGUAUCUGUGAUAAAAAAAAAAAAUAACAAAAAAACCCUUAAGGUGAUUUUUUUUUUUUGCGUUUCAUUUACCAAAACCGAAUAAUUGAGAGGAGAUAUUCUAGAGGUUAUUAUAUUUUUUUUCUUGGGAAUUUGUGGGGGGUUUAUCGUUUUUUUUUUCUUCAACAGAUACUAUAUUAUUAUUAUUAUUAUACAUCAUUAUUUAUUUUAGUAUAAUAUCUAGAAUUCGCGCCCCACGUUUAGUAAUAUGUAAUAACAAUGAUAAUAUGAUUGUACACAAGUAGAACAAGCCGCCUGGUGUACUUCAUCUCUCAUUCACACAAUGGGAACGGGGAAAAAACGAAUUACGCUGUUUUUUUUAUUAAUUAUAAUUUUAUUUUAUUUUUUUUAGAUAAAUAUGAAAUCUUAUACGGGUACUUUAUAUAUAGUAAAUAACAAUUAAGCCCCUCCCCCCCCAACCCCGUUAACUACUGCAGUGCUGUCCGUUUGUGCUAAGCCGAAGGAACAAACACACCCCUAAGGACCAUAUUGAGAAAAUAGGCCUAAAACAUCAUAUACCUUUUUUUUUUUUUUUUUUUAAAUAAUCACACUUACAUUACAACAAUUAGUGUGUGUGUCCGCGUGUACUUGAAAUAAGAGUUGGAAUUUGAUACAAUUUGUGUAUAGGUAAUAAUAAUAUAACAAUAAUGGCAAGAGCGACGCGCGCUUAAGCAUAUUUUUGAAGAAAAAAAAAUCAAAAAAAUCGACUUAUACUUACGAAUUCGUAUAAAACAAUAAUGUUGUAUUAUUAAAAAAAAUAUAUUAUAAUUAUUCUAAAAAAAAAAAAAAAAUAAAACCAAACAAAAA
Molecule: messenger RNA, 3348 nt
Organism: Adelges cooleyi (spruce gall adelgid)
Lineage: Eukaryota; Metazoa; Arthropoda; Insecta; Hemiptera; Adelgidae
Product: zinc finger protein 668-like
Exons: 2
Coding region: 288-2333 (681 amino acids)
Biological process (GO): regulation of transcription by RNA polymerase II
Molecular function (GO): RNA polymerase II cis-regulatory region sequence-specific DNA binding; DNA-binding transcription factor activity
Source: RefSeq, a predicted model, not a curated record